AUGUGGAUAUUACCGCUGCUUGGAUAUGUCGGCGUUAUCCUGGGCUUCGCGUUCCUGACGCUUGCGAUAGCUUCCGGCCUGUACUACCUUUCUGAACUCGUGGAGGAGCAUACCGUCUUCGCGAAGAAACUGCUCUACCGGCUCAUUUAUGGCGUCGUUGGCAUACAAACACUCCUUCUCGUAGUCGAUAGGUUUCCAAUUGGACUCAGCGCAUUGAGUGUCGGGUCGCAUUUCAUCUAUGCGCAGAACCUAAGGCGGUUCCCUAUCGUCAAGCUCACGGAUCCACUCUUCUUGGCCUCUUGUGCUCUUGUAAUCGCGAACCACUACCUGUGGUUCCGCCACUUCAGUGCUCCACCGGCAAACACGUACUCCUCGUAUCCCUACUCUCGCGAUGCCAACAUUCCUACCUUCACCGAAAUCGCAUCCUACUUCGGCCUCUGCGUGUGGCUAGUCCCCUUCGCCUUGUUCGUCUCCUUGUCGGCUGGCGAGAAUGUGCUUCCCUCGAUGGGCUCAGAGUACGCGACCGGAGACGGUAGCAGCUACAUCACGCCAGGAACAGCACCAGCAUCAUACGGGACCGGAACAGGCAUUGGCGUCGGUGGAGCCAGUAGUGGCACGGAAGGAAAGAGGAGGGCGAGAAGUGGAACAAACGCUGGCAUGGCAAAGGCUGUUGUCACUGGCGUCAGAGAGUGGGUUGGGGAAACAGGAGAGGUUAUGGGGUUGUGGAAGGGUGAGAGGACAAGGCCGACAUUCUAA
This is a messenger RNA of Alternaria arbusti, 756 nucleotides long. RefSeq lists its product as uncharacterized. NCBI's taxonomy places the organism in Eukaryota, Fungi, Ascomycota, Dothideomycetes, Pleosporales, Pleosporaceae. The record is from RefSeq and is a predicted model, not a curated record. Bases 1 to 756 code for a protein of 251 amino acids. Gene Ontology annotation, biological process: endoplasmic reticulum to Golgi vesicle-mediated transport. The transcript is spliced from 3 exons. Gene Ontology annotation, cellular component: COPII-coated ER to Golgi transport vesicle; endoplasmic reticulum membrane; Golgi membrane. Gene Ontology annotation, molecular function: COPII receptor activity.